AUGGUCAGAUCGAACAGCUCCCCUCAUUCGGAACCAGAAGCACGCCUUUCGGUCGGGAUGCGUGAAAUAAAGGAGAAAGCUCGCCUGGUUGGCAGAGCCCCCAAACAUUUUGCACUGUCCAACCAAGUCCUCGGAUUUUUAUCCCUGCUCAGGGAUGUGGGGAAUCACGCGAACCAAUGGCAUACGGAAUAUCUGGUCACUUGGGUCACUCAGGAUCAGUGGAAACUGUUUUUUGAACCAUGGCUGAAGAGUUGCAUGGAAGACCUGAUCGUACAUCCUGCAACCCACUCAUUUGACAUGGAGAUUGCCCGGGAAACCGCCAUGGAAACGAUUCCUCAGUUCCUCAUCAACAUUGUGUACAACAACAGGUCCAUGCCAAAUCUCUCCAGUGAUAGCGCCCAUCGUGUCGUCACCGACUUGCGGGUCUUGGAGCAGAUUCAAGAUCCUGUGAUAGAACUCAUCGUAACCUGCUGGGAAACGGUCGCUGAAGAGAAGUUUAAUAUCAUCAAGUGGGGGGCAUGGUCAGAUCUGGUCUUAUUGGUGAAGCCAGAACUAGAAUCGACGACCAACAUGCGUGGCUGCACGCCAGCUAGGGCAUUUGGGGCUCUUGGCGUCAAUUGUUCGGGACUCGAGCAUCUGGCUCGGGAAAUUCCCAGGAUGAGCUCUAGUGACCUGAUCAAGGUCGGCAGUAUUCUUCUCGUCCUGCUUGGAAGAGCCCUAGCCGCGAACUCGCAAGGGCAUGACAUUACCCAAGGAUGGAUUUACUCGCCUGUUCAUCUCCUCAGAAACCUAUUACGCUGCCGCGAGUCUCACGAGGAACCACAUGAUAUCGAGCUUGCUCUUGAGCUUGUAAAGGCUGUGACGACCCUCUUGACUGCUCACAUACAAGACGUUGGGUGCGAAGGUGUUCAAGCUGUUGUAGACGCAGGAAUUCUGAAGGCAUUUCUGACCGCCCAUCCGUCGUUCACUAGCAGCAUGCUCUUUCAACCCCUUUGGGCCGAUAUUCUUGAUACAAUCACUCGAUUCCUUGUUUAUCCUGAUGUUCUACACCGGUUCUUACAAGCCAGGAGAAAAUUGGUAAAGUGUGGGUUGGAUGAUUGCACGGACACUAUUACCAAGCCCUCCACCCCUUGGGACUGGGCGAAGCUGAAAGCUUUUGGCGUCCGUCAGGUACGCCGUACAAUGAAAGCUGAAGGAACGCUGCACGUCUGUGUAAAUCAUCCAAAGUGUUCUUCAGGAGACUCCCUGACAACUUUCAAGCGCUGUGCAGGCUGCGACAAGGUCGGCUACUGCUCUUACGCUUGCCAAAAGUCGCACUGGAAAGCGACUCAUCGAGGUGAAUGCCGGAAACUCUGUGAUAAGUGGUAUCUUACAACGGACAACCGCCGUUUCUUGAGAUGCUUUGCUAGCACCACCCUCUCUCUACAUACUACCGCACGAGCACAGCGCAUCGUCGCCUAUGCCUCUACCAUGGACCCCACAACCAACGAAGAUCAUGAACGUAUUCGAAUGAAGACCGCGAAUCCCUUCCUAUUCGUGAACCUUGACCUACCCGGGUUGCCUGCAGCAAAGGAUUUUGAAGUCCUGAAUGCGCUUGACUUCGUAGAUCUGAUGUCGAAGAUUUCAGAACCACGAAGCGCGCCCUUUAUUCAGGGUAUUGUCGCCGAAUGGCGCGCGACCACGAUUGACGAGGUGUACGUCUUCGCAAAAUUUCCUUUGACACAGGAAGACACCACCAUCUCCAUUGUGGGUUUCAUUUGGAGAUUGGACGGUCACAUAAUCCUGUAA
Molecule: messenger RNA, 1788 nt
Organism: Marasmius oreades (fairy-ring Marasmius)
Lineage: Eukaryota; Fungi; Basidiomycota; Agaricomycetes; Agaricales; Marasmiaceae
Exons: 4
Coding region: 1-1788 (595 amino acids)
Source: RefSeq, a predicted model, not a curated record